AUGGCAAGUCGAAUGACAUAUGAUCGCAAAUUUCCAGCCCUAGAGUUCAGCGAUAAGACACUCAGGGUAUCUCCUGGCGGAGAAGCCAUGUUUAACGUUACGGUUAAGCAGUCAACUCAGCUCAAUGAAAGCCGGUUUCCGCUAUACUCGGGCUGGGUGACGCUCAACUCGACAGACUCGCCGUCACUAAGCAUCGCAUAUCAAGGAGUAGGCGCGAAGCUACACAGUAUGCCGUUGUCACGCGGACUUCGAGUAAUCGGAGUCGAUUAUGAGGAGGUUGGAGAUGGAUAUGAGUUUUCCAUUGGUCGAGGGCCAGUUAUAGACUUUAAUAUGCACUAUGGGUCAGGGCUGACAAAGCAGUCGCCUUUCAAAAAUGUCGCCAGCAGGGAUUGGGAAUUUUGGGACGGAACCAUGGUGGAUGAUACAAAUGCGCCAGAGGGGCGGUAUAGAUUUGUCGUCCAGAUGCUUCGCUUUCAUGGCGAUGCUGCCAAUAAAGAGGACUGGGAGAUUAAAAGGUCGACCAACUUCAUUAUCCGGUAUAAAGGGAAUUAG
This is a messenger RNA of [Torrubiella] hemipterigena, 552 nucleotides long. The record is from the annotation of a GenBank genome assembly. NCBI's taxonomy places the organism in Eukaryota, Fungi, Ascomycota, Sordariomycetes, Hypocreales, Clavicipitaceae.